AUGUCGCGACCAAUCAAGCACACCUACCGGCACUUUUACGAGGAGAAGGACGGCAUCGUCAAUCAAGGUAACACCCAUUACGCUGCCAACAAGGGUACCACCUCGGCCACCACUCCCACGCACGAAGUGAACGUCCCGAAGUCGUCGGCGUCGACCAUCCCCUCGCAGCAGACCUCAUCGUCAGCCAUGAACCGCCGCUUCCCGCACUUUUCGCCGCUCACCCAGAUGGGAAGGUCCAACUUCUUCGACGAGGACUUUGAUCGUAUGGUCAGCACGCGACCCUACUGGGCCGACACCUCCAUGUUCAGCGGCCAUCGACUCGGCGAGGGUCUCAACGAUGUGAUCGACAAUGAGGUCGAGUUCAAGUUCACCAUUGACGUCUCGCAAUUCGAGCCUGAGGAGCUGAAGGUGAACAUCAUCGACAACGAUUUGGUGAUCGAGGCAAGGCACGACGAGAAGACGGACAAAUUUGGCCAGGUCAUGCGCUCGUUCACGCGCAAAUUCCGGCUGCCGCCGACCGUCAAGCCGGAGGAGGUAAAGAGCGACCUGUCGCGCGAUGGCCACCUCACCGUCCGCUACGAGAAGGAGCGUCUGACCGGCAACGUCAAGAAGAUCCCCAUCCAGAUCCAGAAGCCU
This is a messenger RNA of Mesorhabditis spiculigera, 636 nucleotides long. NCBI's taxonomy places the organism in Eukaryota, Metazoa, Nematoda, Chromadorea, Rhabditida, Rhabditidae. The record is from the annotation of a GenBank genome assembly.